GUGGCGACAUAGUUCCCUAAAAGGAGGGCAAGCCAAAAUAUAACUUCUGCCUUGUAGGAAUUUCCCCCAAAUGAACGCCACCUGGUAUGUGUAUGCUCAUUCGUAAGAGGCAUAACGUAAUCUACCUACAACACGCCGCAUUGGUAAAGCCCUUCCAGUUCAGUCCUCCCCAGGUGACGAUUCAAACCAACAUGUAACCAUAAAAUGAGGAAAAUAUGGACCCCCAUAAGAAGAACAGAAGAUCAGAAGGCGAUAAAGAACAACUACGAUGAAGAAACGAAGGAGAAUUUUGAAAAAUCGCUCCCAAAGGAUUUUAUAGAAAAUAACAGGAACAACAGGAUCCCAUACUUCGAAAUUAAGGAAGCCACUUUGAUCGAGCAGAAGGAAAAGAAGGAAGCUCAGAAAAUACUGGCCCUGGAGUUACGAGACAAAUGCAGGGCCGAAAUUGACGACUACGUGGAGUGCUCGGUGGGAAGGCUGUGGACAAUUCUGCGAUGCAAAGAUGUGAUGCUUAAAAUGAGGAAGUGCUUGAAGAAGUAUGAAAAUCUGGAGUAUGUGAAGUUCAGGGAAAGGCAAAUUAUCGAGGAGCGGAAGAGGAACGGAACGAGUCUGCACAGAUCGGACGAGCGGGCCAGAUACAACAGAUUUGUUUACACGGACAAAGAAAAGGGCUGGGUCCCGGAAAGGCAAUAUUGAAGGUUCUCCCCGGGGGGUCAUGCGACUUUUUUUUUGCGCAAAUUUGUUGGAACGUACUGGAGUGAGGUUGAGUCUAUCAAAGGGGUGUGUACCUCUUCGUACUUUUGCGCAA
This is a messenger RNA of Plasmodium vivax (malaria parasite P. vivax), 808 nucleotides long. RefSeq lists its product as hypothetical. NCBI's taxonomy places the organism in Eukaryota, Apicomplexa, Aconoidasida, Haemosporida, Plasmodiidae. Bases 205 to 696 code for a protein of 163 amino acids. The record is from RefSeq and is a predicted model, not a curated record. The transcript has 5 exons.